ACGCACUUCCUGUUGUCCCCAAAACAUGUGAACUAGCCGCUAGCUUCAUAAUUUAAUCAAACAUUUACCUAAAACGUUACAGAAAAUGGUUCAAUUGUCCAGAAUUUGUCACCGUAAGUAUGGGAGAUUCCUCGACAAUCUGCGGCUGUAUGUGCGCGGAGGCAGCGGGGGCAUGGGUUUGCCCCGUCUGGGUGGUCAAGGUGGAGAUGGAGGAGAUGUUUAUGUGGUGGCAUCAAAAGACAUGACCCUAAAAAGAAUAAAGGACAAAUACCCGCAGAAACGCUUUGUAGCUGGAUCAGGGGAAAACAGCAGUGUCAAGGCUUUGAAAGGGCAGCGGGGGAAGGACUGUAGCAUAUUGGCACCUGUUGGCAUCACUGUCACCACAGAUGACGGCAGAGUUAUAGGUGACUUGAAUGCUCCUGGAGAAAGUGUGAAGGUUGCCAAAGGUGGAAGUGGAGGCUCAUUUCACUCCUUUUUCAAUCCCAAUAAAGCAAAACCCAAACACAUUAGACUGGAUCUGAAACUAAUAGCUGACAUGGGUUUAGUGGGAUUCCCAAAUGCAGGAAAAUCAUCUCUUCUGACAGCCUUAUCUAAUGCAACUCCUCAGAUAGCCAGCUAUGCUUUCACAACUUUAAAACCAGAAAUUGGGAAACUGAUGUACAAAGAUCAUAAACAGAUUUCAGUCGCUGAUCUCCCAGGGCUCAUUGAAGGCGCUCACUUAAACAAAGGCAUGGGACACAAGUUUCUCAAACAUGUGGAGAGAACUAAACAACUACUGUUUGUGGUUGAUGUUGGUGGCUUCCAGCUGGCAAGUAAAACACCAUUCAGAUCUGCUUUUGAAGCAGUGCAGCUUCUGACAAAGGAACUAGAGCUAUACAAAGAGGAGCUCGUGUCCAAACCUUCUUUACUAGUGGUGAACAAAAUGGACCUCCCUGAUGCUGAAGAAAAACUAGCAGAGCUUAAAAUCCAGCUUCAAAGCCCAGAAGAGUUUUGUAGUCUGUUGGAUGAUGACAUGAUCCCAAAGGACUAUAUAAACUUUAAGCAAAUACUUCCUGUCUCGGCUCUCACUGGAUUUGGGAUUGAACAUCUUAAAAACUCUAUUCGACAGUCUCUUGAUGAAGAGGCAGAGUUGAAAACUAAAGCUCUUCAAGAAAAACUACAAGAACUCCGACGGUAUUUAUGACAAUCAUGGACAUCAGCAUUUGUUGCCAAGGACACUGCUGUCUGGGGUCUAGCAGCUGACACAUCUGGAUGUACGAGACACAAGAAACGUGACUGAACUGGAUGGUCUCAAAUAUGUUAUAAAGCUUUUUAUAUUGUUAGGAUAUUUAUUCAUUAACUAUAUCUCUGAAUUUACAUCUUGUUCCCUCAUUGGCAUCUUGUUUGAAAAAAUCUGGUCUUUAGUUUUUCCAUAUACAUAAUUUUAAAUCUCCUGCCAUCUCCUUGAUUUUUGUUGCUUUUCUUGAGUGUUCCACAGUAUGGCAUUAUACUUAUCUAAAAAAAAAAAAGAACCUUGAAAACAUCCAUUCUUACAGUGAGUGGGGUUGCCUUAACACAGAUCUAACCUGUAAAUUGACCUGGUGGCGUUGUUGUAAAAUAAACUGUGGAAACCCAAGAGUAGAAGAAAAGAAGCAUGACACAGGAGAAGUUUAUUUACCAUCAGUACAUGACCCAGCACUCGGACACAUGAACCCUCAAGACACUGAGAUAGUGUUGUCCGUUCUAGUCUAGUGCAGUCCAGUCUGGCUAUGCUUCCAUUGUAGGGAGUAUUAUACCUCUGAUGACAUAAGCCAAUUUCUCCUACUUGUCUGGAAUGAUAUGGAAGUUAAAUACCAUGACUGUAAUCCAAAAAGUUACAUAGUGCUCCUUUAAGUUUAGAACAUGACAAGCUUAUAAAGUAAUUCACAGGACCUUUUUACUAGGUGUGAUAUUUUUUGUGUAUAGUGUUUGAUGUUUCAGCAAUACAAGUAUAACUAUUUGUUUAUUUCUGAAAAUAUACUGUAGAAAAACUGGGAUGCCCACAUCUGUCCAUAAAAGAGUAAUUUUUUAUUAAAUAUAUUACAAUACUGAUUAAGAGAAAAAAU
Molecule: messenger RNA, 2084 nt
Organism: Periophthalmus magnuspinnatus
Lineage: Eukaryota; Metazoa; Chordata; Actinopteri; Gobiiformes; Gobiidae
Gene: gtpbp10
Product: GTP-binding protein 10 (putative)
Exons: 10
Coding region: 86-1183 (365 amino acids)
Cellular component (GO): mitochondrion
Molecular function (GO): GTPase activity; GTP binding; magnesium ion binding
Source: RefSeq, a predicted model, not a curated record